AUGGCGCCGCAAUUAAUGACGAGCGCGAUGGUAUACAUCCACGGCGGCGAACGUGAUCCUAUUAAGUGCCGUGCCUUACUGGAUACGUGCGCGACGGCUAACUUCAUAACAGAGCGCGUUGUGCGACGUUUGAACCUACCCGUAAAGGUACAUUCGUCGCCGAUUGGCGCGAUUAACGCAAUGAAUACCGUUUCGAAGGGUGUAGUACGCGUCGCGAUACAAUCGACGCAUGAUAGUUUUUACAAGGAGCUCACGUGUCUAACUAUUCCGGCCAUCGCGGAUUUAAUACCGUCCGAGGUUUUCCCUCGAAAUUCAGUCGACAUACCCGCAAAUAUCAGAUUGGCAGACUCCGAUUUUCAUAUACCGCGUCCGGUCGAGUUAUUAAUUGGUGCCGGAGCCACAUUAUCGCUAUUCUCCAUAGGGCAGAUUAAUCUGUCGCGAGCAGGACGUGACUUGUAUCUGCAGAAAACACGACUAGGUUGGGUACUUGCUGGAGAAACGACCGCGCGUAUACAGUCAAGAUUAGAAAUGUGUGGUAUGACAAAAUUGGAAAAUCAGUUAGAUAAAUUCUGGGCAAUCGAGGAAGUCGCGACGGAUAGAUCAAGCACGAGAACGGAAGUUGGAUGCGAGGCGCAUUUUAUAAAAAACGUUUCCCGGGAUGAUAGCGGGCGUUAUACGGAUCCCUCCGAUGAUGGAUAUUAUUUACCUCACCACGCGGUGAUCAAGGAUACGAGCAGUACCACCAAGGUGCGAAUCGUAUUCGACGCGUCCACUAAAUCGAGUACCGGCGUGUCUUUGAACGACGUAGUGAUGGUAGGUCCGUUAAUACAGGUCAAAUUAUUUACACAUUUAAUCAGAUUCCGUGCAUAUAAAUAUGUCAUCACCGCGGAUAUUGAAAAAAUGUAUUUGCAAAUAAGAUUGCACGAAGACGAUCGGCGUUACCAACGACUGCUAUGGCGACGAAAUGACAAGAUAGAGACUUUGCAAUUUAAUACUCUUACGUUCGGCGUCUCGUCUUCGUCCUUUCUUGCGAUCCGAACUUUGCAUAAAUUAGCGGACGAUGAACACGAGAUAUAUCUUAAGGCAGCUGAAAUUCUUAAGUCCCAUCUGUACGUAGAUGACCUUUUAACCGGAGCCGAUAGCGUUGAAGAAGUCCGAGCAAUUAGAGAGGAAAUAAUUGCGCUGCUCGCAAGGGGCGGUUUCGCGAUCAGGCAAUGGGCAUCCAACGAUGAGCGUUGCGUAAACGAUCUCGCGGUCGGCGCGCUUCACACGAAAUUCACAUUCGGCGGGGAUCGCUCCUUAAGAACACUUGGCGUAGUGUGGUGCGCGCGGAACGAUGAAAUAUGCUAUUCCAUACGGCCAAUCAAAAUCGCGAAAAAAUUAACAAAACGGAGCAUAUUAUCGGAAAUAGCGAGGAUAUUCGACCCUUUGGGCUUGUUGGGUCCCGUCGUAUUAUAUGCCAAAAAAUUGAUGCAAGACGUAUGGAAAUGCAAAUUGGAUUGGGACGAGUCCGUACCGCAAAGCGUAUACACCGAAUGGCUGGAUUUUGUUGGACAACUCGAGACAAUAGAUCAAAUAUCAAUCGAUCGAAGAUUCUUGAUCGACAAUUAUCAAGGCAUUCAAGUCCACGGAUUUUGUGAUGCUAGCGGCGUUGCAUACGGCGCGUGUCUGUAUAUACGCUCGGCGGGAAAGGACGGCAAUGUGGUCAUUAAAUUAUUGUGCGCCAAAUCACGCGUCGCGCCGUUAAAGGUUAUCACCAUACCUCGUCUCGAACUUUGCGGCGCGUUACUAUUGGCCCGAUUGUAUAGUGAAAUACAAAGGCUUACGGAUCCGAAGAAAUGGCGGCAUGUCAGAUCAGAGGACAAUCCCGCCGACGCGAUAUCGCGAGGUCAGCUACCUCAUGCAUUUUCAAAAAAUCGGACGUGGUUUUCCGGACCGGCGUGGUUACGAGAGGGCGAAAACGAUUGGCCUAACGAACUUAUACAUAUGAACGAGACACUCGAGUUAAAAAGAAAUGUUUGUUUGUUGACCGCGCAUUGCGACUCUGAAAUGUUCGAAAGAUACUCUUCGCAUUCGAAACUACUCAGGGUUAUUGCAUAUUGUUUGAGAUUUCUACCUAACAAUAAACACACCGGUUCGUUGUGUUCGAGUGAAAUAGACGAGGCGGAAACGCGAAUAUUGCGAAUCAUGCAGGCCGAUCGAUUUUGCUCCGAGAUUAAGGAACUCAAGAGCGGAUGUUCCGUGAGCAAGGGCAGAAUCGCGAAUUUGAAUCCAUUUUUGGACGACCGCGGCUUGAUUCGCGUAGGAGGACGUCUCCAAAGGGCAGAUUUGUCAUUCUCACGUAAGCAUCCGAUUUUGAUUCAUAGCCGACACAAGUUAACCGAUCGUAUCAUUCGCGAGACUCACGAGGUGCAUCAUCACGCGGGCAUUCAAACGACGCUGUACACUUUGCGUCAAAAAUACUGGUUAGUCGACGGGCGCAAUCAAGUACGAAAAAUCGUGCGUGCGUGUGUUCGAUGCUUUCGAUUCGAGGCUAAGGCAAUCGAAUAUAGAAUGGGGAAUCUGCCGGCGGCUCGUGUGCGCGAGGCAAUACCUUUUGCGAAUACCGGAAUAGAUUUUUGCGGGCCAUUCUAUAUCAAGGAAAAGAAAUACCGUAAUCGAGCACGAGUCAAGGUGUACGUAUGCGUUUUCAUAUGCAUGUCCGUGAAGGCGAUGCACCUCGAGAUCGUGAGCGACUUAUCAACGGACGGAUUUCUUGCAGCGCUGCGACGGUUCGCAGCGAGACGAGGACUACCGCAGCACGUCUAUUCCGAUAACGGGACUAAUUUUAUAGGGGCGAAUAAUCAACUAAAAGAGUUAUACGUCUUAAUUAAUUCUGAUGAGCAUAGAGAACGCGUGAGCAGAUUCGCAAGCGAUCAUCGCGUAACAUGGCAUUUCAUUCCGCCGGCGGCGCCGCAUUUCGGGGGUCUGUGGGAAUCCAGCGUAAAACUAUUUAAGCAUCACUUUAAGCGCGUAGUAGGAGAUUCUUUAUUUACUUUCGAAGAAUUAAAUACUCUUGUCGUCGAAAUAGAAGGCGUUCUGAAUUCCCGACCGAUCACUUUCCUUUCUUCCGAUCCGAACGACUUACUGGUACUGUCGCCGGUUCAUUAUUUGAUCGGUAAACCUCUGACGGCCCUCGCGGAGGGCGACCUGUCGUCUGUUCCAGCCAACCAAUUGUCAACAUGGCAGCACAUUAAGAAGGUGCGGCAAGACUUCUGGGCGCGCUGGAGUCUUGAAUAUUUGAACGAGCUCCAGACGCGCAACAAAUGGAUCAGAGAGGGACCAAGGCUUGACGUCGGAACCAUCGUUCUCAUCAAAGACAAGGGUGCGCCAUGUACUCGAUGGGCGAUGGGCAAGGUAAUAAUGGUCCACCCUGGCGAAGACGGAGUGGUGCGGACAGCGACUGUGAAAACUCCGGCCGGGCAAAUAAAAAGAGCGGCCAAUCAUUUGUGCCCCCUGCCGAUCGAGCAGUAG
Molecule: messenger RNA, 3513 nt
Organism: Solenopsis invicta (red fire ant)
Lineage: Eukaryota; Metazoa; Arthropoda; Insecta; Hymenoptera; Formicidae
Exons: 3
Coding region: 1-3513 (1170 amino acids)
Biological process (GO): DNA integration
Molecular function (GO): nucleic acid binding
Source: RefSeq, a predicted model, not a curated record